UGCGACCAUGAAGCUGUUGAGCACAUUGUUGACUUUCGUCGCUCUGAUCGCAGUGGGUCUGUCACAAAAUGUGCGCUUGGAUUCGAGCAUGGUUGUCGACGAUUCUCCAAAGCUAGGAAUGUGCGGCGACAAGCUCUCCGAUAUUCUCAUUAUGGUGUGUAAACCGUUCGGAGGCAUCGCUCGACGGAAGAGGGGCGGUAUGUCGACGAACCCGCUCUCGGCCUAUAUGUGGCACCGGAGCACGAGGGAGCUCGUCUGCAUGAAUAGAACGCAGAGCGCGCCUUGUUUCUGCUGUUCGAAAUUCCACGGGCCGUGCACCAUGAACACACUCAUCGCUAACUUCUGCGCACAACCGGCGCCGGAAUUCGACAAAUACUAUAUUCACGAUUGAGAGCAUCAGUUGACAGAUAUUUAUUCAAAUUUGUAACUUGGUUCACUGCCGUGACGAAAAAAAUCAACUCGUGCUUCACUCUUUUUCGAUGAAGGAUUGUAGACCCACAUAUGGAUGACCGCAUUUAAGUAACUAGAGUCGAAAAAUAAAUGUUCGAAUAUA
Galendromus occidentalis (western predatory mite) is the source of this 553-nucleotide messenger RNA. RefSeq lists its product as uncharacterized. The record is from RefSeq and is a predicted model, not a curated record. The transcript has 2 exons. Lineage: Eukaryota; Metazoa; Arthropoda; Arachnida; Mesostigmata; Phytoseiidae. The coding region runs from base 8 to 391 and encodes 127 amino acids.